AUGACGGCGGAGCAGGAAGCUGUCUUGGCCAAGAAGUCCUACCUCCGUGGCAAGUCUGAUGAAGCACUGGGCGAGGAGCUCAACAAGCUGCAGAGCCUCUCCUAUGAGUACUGGAAGAUGCGCGUCUACAGGGUCUUCAGCAAAGAGUCCGUGAAGGAGGGAUUUGUCAGCUUUCUCACCUAUGGCAAUGCGAUUUUCAUCUUGAUUUUUCUGCGCACCGUCGUGCCGCGGCUACUCGUGAUUUCUUCAUUAGACGAUUUCUUCGGCUUCGCCAACGAGAUUGGCGUUCCCAACAGGCAGACUCUGAACGAUGUGGUCCGAAACAUCGACAAUUACGACACUGUUUUCAAGGUUCUGAUUUACACAGCGGCCUUCAUUGUGGAGAAAUUGACGUUGAUUUCUGAAAUUCUGCCGGUUCAGGUGGCCUUGAAGACAAUGUCUCCAGUCGUCUUUGGUGGCCUGAUCCCUGGGGCGCUGGUUGCUGCGACCUGCGAGACGGUGGGAGCCACGGUGAACUUCUUCAUCGGACGCACGUUCUUCUUUCAGCGCCUCAGAGACUUCCAGCUCCCUGGGGAGCCCAAGCUCGGGGAGGCGCUUUGGUUUGGCAGGCUUGAGCGCGCCGCCGAGAAGGAAGGUCUGAAGAUGACUCUUCUGCUCCGGCUGUCUCACAUUCUCCCGGUGCCCUUCGACUCCUACUGGUACAUCCUGGGGGCGCUCCCCGUAGGUGUGCUGGAGUUCAUAGUCGCGCACUGGGUCGGCUGCUUGAAGACCGCCUUCCUCGACGCCUCCUUGGGGCUUCUGCUCCUCACGUCGGUGGUGAGCCUGGAAGGUGCAGAGAAGCAAAACAUCAUCGUCGCCGAGUCCGUCGGCUUUGCAUUGGUGGCAUUGCUGGUCCAAACCUUUGCUACGGGCCUGGUGAAAGACAUCCUGGGCCUGGAGGAGGAUGCAAAGAAGCCCGAGGCCACAGACGCAGCGGCCGUCCAGGACCAGGCCAAAGCAGAAGCACCUGGAGCUGCCGCAACUGAUGCUGACAAGGGCACGAUGUGA
Messenger RNA from Symbiodinium natans, 1047 nucleotides. The record is from the annotation of a GenBank genome assembly. NCBI's taxonomy places the organism in Eukaryota, Dinophyceae, Suessiales, Symbiodiniaceae.